ACUGUUCAAUAAACAAAAAGAACCGCAAGUCCAAGUGCCAUAAAAGGAAAGUGCAAUAACCGUGCAGCAUUGGCGCAGCGAACGAAGAGAGGAAGAGAUAGAGAGAGAUCGGAAUAAGGAAGGAAGGAAGAGGAGAAAAGAACAAAAUGCUGCUGUUCUAUGCAAAAUAUGUGUUUAUCUUCUGGGUGCUCAUGGCAAGCUAUCGAGGCAACAUGAUGCUCAUGCGCCAGCUCUCCGAGGAUGAGGCGCUGCUCAAUUUGACCGCCUGCUCCAAGCACUGCCUGAUUAAAAUGCCGCAAAAGAACUUUACUGCCUGCUACGAAUACUGUAAGAACGACAAUUCCAGCGAUUUAAUGCCGACACGAGUACGUAAGAUACAGGAGAAUUUCCUUUUGAAGCUCGUCUGCCGCACGGAGUACAACUUGACAUUCCGCAUCAAUUGGGUGCAGCAUGCGCGGCACAACACCACACAAAGUGCGCCAGAUGCCAUGUUUAUCAUCAGAAUCGAUGCAAAAUUAACUGGUUUGGAAUCCAUUCUCUAUUUGUCAGAUGACAGUUUCUUUACCAUACCCGAGCUGGAAUCAAAUACUACGUAUAAUGUUACGGCGCUGGCUGUGCACGCCGAUGGCGCCUAUUCGCUUAUAGCCAUCGAGGAGGGCUUUCAAACAUUGAGGCGUGGCUAUCAGCCCAGCAAAAUGGGCGAGGUUAGGCUGAGAAAAUUUCAAGAGCAGCCCGACAAUUUGCGGCGCAUCGCAGCCGUGGUUGAAUGGCAGCCGUCAGCAGAACGAAACUGUUACUUUGAUAUGAUAUACUAUUCAACGGAUAGCCAAAGCAUGGAGGCGCCCACUCCAGUUCAUUUUCGUGAUCCCCGCCAGCUGUAUACCUAUACAAUACCCAAUAUGGAAUUUGGUGAGCACUUCAGGAUUGGUGUGCGUACAGUUAAUGACAAGAAUAGCCUGGAGAGUCCAGUGCAGUGGCUCAUACUGCAGGCGCCCAGCUGCUUGGAUUGGUUUGAUUACAACUAUACGCUCUGCGCUCCACUCAAGCCGAGCAACGUAAGCGUCCAGCAGCAGCAUUUUGAUCAGGAUGUGUUGGCCUUAAAUAUCAGCUGGUCACCGCCGCGAUAUCUGCCGGAUUACUAUACGCUGUACAUACUCGAUCUGCACACGGACAGCGAACAGGCCAAGUACACAGUGGAGGGCAAUGCCAGCCAUUUCUAUAUAUCCAAUAUAACUGUGCUGGGUGCCAACUUUGAGGUGCAUUUGGUGGCGCACACACGUGGCGGCCAGAAUGCCUCCAUGCAGUUUUUGAGCAAGGCACCGCUGGAGGUUUGGAUGAAAGAAAGCAGCCUGAUUAAGUUAAUACUCUUCCUUGUUGUGCCCGUCUGUUGUAUACUCGCUUUGUGCUCAAUGACGCUGCGCAAGCACAGGCGCCAACAGGAGUGCCAGAAGCUGGAGACCAAGGAGCUCAAGUCAGCGCCCAAUCAGGCUGCCGAUUUUCAUCUUUCAUUAAUCAACAGCAGCAGCCUGUUGGCCACGCUCGCCACCGAAGAUAACUUUGAGCUCGAUGAUGAACUGGAGGUGGAGCCACAUGCUGUGCUGCUGCAGGAUGUAUUGGGCGAGGGCGCCUUUGGCCUGGUGCGCCGCGGCGUCUACAAGCAGCGUCAGGUAGCCGUCAAGCUGCUCAAAGACCAGCCCAAUGAGGAGGAUGUGCAGGCUUUCAAGUGCGAAAUACAAAUGCUGCGCGCCGUCGGCAGGCAUCCAAAUAUUGUUGGCAUUGUGGGCUACUCGACCAGGUUCAGCAAUCGCAUGAUGCUGCUCACCGAGUACUGCGGACUGGGAAGCCUGCAGAGCUUUCUACGCGACGAAUGGAAGUUCCAGCAGGAGCGCAGCGUUCAGGACAUGCGACUUAAGCUGAACCCAGCAAAGCAGCCGCAACCACUGAAGACAACGCAUCAGCAGCGCGCCAGACAUCUCCUGUAUAAUGACACACGCAUUGAGGAUAUUAAUGGCUCCAUGUUGUCCACACUAGAGGAGGAAUCCGAAACGGAUCUCUCGCGAAACAGCAGCCACCUCGAUAGCUACAACUUGACCAAGGCAACGCAUGCUGCAGACAACAAAUCCUAUGGACUGCAUGAGAUUGAGAAUAUUGAUGCGAAUGCGGCAGCCGUAUGUCCGAAGACCAUAUUGAAGCGCAACCAAAACGAGCAGCCACCUGGUAGGAGCUGCACGGUAAGCUUCGAGAACAGGGAGUACUUUGACCCACCUGCAGCUAAUGAACAAAUGGAGAGGCAGCCGCUCAAGUAUGCCGAUCUGCUGGACAUUGCACAUCAGGUGGCCGUAGGCAUGGACUUUCUGGCACAGAACAAGAUUGUGCAUCGGGAUUUGGCGGCGCGCAAUGUGCUCAUCUCAUCGGAUCGCACCAUUAAGAUAGCGGACUUUGGCCUCAGCCGUGAUGUCUACCAUGAGAAUGUCUAUCGUAAAUCCGGCGGCAGUGGCAAGCUGCCCAUCAAAUGGCUCGCACUGGAGUCGCUAACCCAUCAGGUGUACACCAGUCAGAGCGAUGUCUGGUCCUUUGGCGUGCUGCUCUAUGAGAUCACAACGCUGGGUGGUAUGCCGUAUCCUUCAAUUUCACCCAGAGAUUUGCUGCAGCUGCUGCGUCAGGGACAGCGCAUGAGACGACCCGACGGUUGCACAGAUGAAAUGUUCGCACUGAUGGAAAGCUGCUGGUGCUCCGUACCCGGCAAUCGACCCACAUUCGCCGAGCUUAAGCAGCGUCUGGAUAACAUGAUAGUGGCCACCAAGGAGGUACCACUGCGUCUGCUGCAGCAAUCAAAGCAACGAAAUCUGCAGACCAACGAGCAAACAGACAAUGCGCAUAGCAAAGUGGAGCAGCUGCCGCCAGAUGAUGGAACGUACCUACAGCCUUUGCCGUAGCUUGUGCGCAAAUGAGGGAUAUUUGUUAUAAAUUUUUUCCUUAGUGCAAUACCUUUUAAGUAAUUAGUUAGAUUUGUGUGUAGCUUAGGGGUUUUAAUUCAAUUUAAACAACUAACAAUGCUGAAAAGCUGCAAAGAUUUUGAAAUAUAUAAUAAGAAUUUGUUGAAACCCAAAGUUUAACUUGUGAUAAUGCUUCCAAUCUAAGAUUC
Drosophila novamexicana is the source of this 3145-nucleotide messenger RNA. RefSeq names its product tyrosine-protein kinase receptor torso (gene tor). Gene Ontology annotation, biological process: positive regulation of kinase activity; multicellular organism development; cell surface receptor protein tyrosine kinase signaling pathway. Lineage: Eukaryota; Metazoa; Arthropoda; Insecta; Diptera; Drosophilidae. Gene Ontology annotation, molecular function: transmembrane receptor protein tyrosine kinase activity; ATP binding; protein binding. The record is from RefSeq and is a predicted model, not a curated record. Gene Ontology annotation, cellular component: signaling receptor complex. The transcript has 14 exons. Bases 147 to 2936 code for a protein of 929 amino acids.